Miscanthus lutarioriparius is the source of this 1173-nucleotide messenger RNA. The record is from the annotation of a GenBank genome assembly. NCBI's taxonomy places the organism in Eukaryota, Viridiplantae, Streptophyta, Magnoliopsida, Poales, Poaceae.
AUGCACAAGCGCAGCAGCUUCUCCUCCUUCCUUGGCUUCCAGUACCAGCCGCUAGCGCGCAGCUCUGAGCUGUUCUUGACGUACGCGAUUGAGGGGCUAACGAUUCUUGUGGGGGCGACGGCGGCGGACAUGGACCCGUGGGUCGGGCAGCAGCCUUCCCUGAGCCUCGACCUCAACGUCGGCCUUCCCACGGCGAGGCCGACGGUUCCGGCGAAGACGACCAAGGUCUUGGUCCAGGAGAACUUCUUGGCCGUCAAGAAAGACCGAGAGGUGGAGGCGCUGGAGGCGGAGCUCCGGCGCGUCGGCGAGGAGAACAAGCGGCUCAGCGAGAUGCUGCGGGCGGUGGUGGCCAAGUACACGGAGCUGCAGGGCCAGGUCAACGACAUGGUGGCCGCCGCCGCCAACCGCGGGUCCUCCACCACGUCGGAGGGCGGCUCCGCGGCCUCGCCGUCAAGGAAGCGCAUCCGGAGCGGCGACAGCCUCGACACCGCCCAACACCACCACAACCGCAAGCCGUCGUCGCCGUCGCCGUCGUUCGCAGCCGCCGUCGCGGCCCACGAGCAGACGGAGUGCACGUCGGCCGCCGUCAGAGUCACCGCCGCCGCCUUCCGGCGCGCCGUCCGGGAGGAGUGCAAGCCCAAGGUGUCCCGGCGAUACGUCUACGCCGACCCCUCUGACCUCAGCCUCGUGGUGAAGGACGGGUACCAAUGGCGGAAGUACGGGCAGAAGGUAACCAAGGACAACCCGUGCCCGCGCGCCUACUUCCGGUGCUCCUUCGCGCCGUCGUGCCCGGUGAAGAAGAAGGUGCAGCGCAGCGUGGACGACAGCACCAUCCUGGUGGCCACGUACGAGGGCGAGCACAACCACGGCCAGCCGCCGCAGCACGACGGAGGCAGGGCCGCGAGGUCGACGGCGGCGCCGGCGCCGGAGGCGGGCGAGGCCGUCGUACGACUGGCGGCGGCGCCACUGCCGCUGCAUCACCAGCACCAGCGCCAGCAGCAGCAGCAGAAGCAGAAGCAAGAGGCGGCGACGACGGGGCCGUCGUCGGAGGCUGCGAGGAAGAACCUCGCGGAGCACGUGGCGGUGACCCUGACCGGGAUUCCCGGGUUCAAGGCGGCGCUAGUCAGCGCUUUCUCCGGCCGCAUCCUCGAGCUCACCCCGACCAGGGGUUAA